AUGAACAAUAGUGAUACUGUUUUUAUCGAGGAUGAGAACGAGAACGAGUACGAGUACGAGUAUGAGUACGACGAAAAUGAAACCGAGGCUUUUCUUGUGGAUCUAGACCUCUCAUCUUUGAAUCAUACUGUCGUCAGGCCCAACAUCUCCGGUGCCAGCGCUGGUGCAGGUGCACACAAGCCCAAUAAGACCUCGAAUAGUAAGGGGAAAGGGAGCAUCAGUGCUACUCACAGCCCCGAUCCAGAUGCAGAAGAGGUCUCCUCGGCUACAGCAAGACCUCAAAUUGAAGAUGGGGACGGCAGCGUGAGCCCAGAACCUCAGACCCAGCAGCCAACGCCAACGCCUGGGCAGGAGGGAACGGCAGAGCCGGAGCAGGACGACACCGACUUGAACGCACCAUCGAAUGUGCAGGUCCUGGACCUGCACACCUCGAACCCGAUCAUUUCUUACCAGGACCAAGUGUACAGCUGUUCAUGGGUGGACAUGAUCGGGACCAACAUGUUUUUCACACAGCCCGGCGUCUCUGGAGACAUCGUGCAGCCGCCAUUACUCUCGACCGACGAUUUCGACCUACUGGGAACUUCGACCAUCAAACUGCUGGGAUAUCGGGCUCAUAUGAAGAAAUCCUCGAAGAAGAGAGCUCGACCGGAAGAUGCCGAGACUCAACAACAAGCGCCCGAAGGUCGGAGCCUGGGUACGCUUACCCGUUCGAAUCCGAAAAAGAAUGCGCAGAUCAAGAGGCAGGCUACGUUUUUGGAGAAGCUGAUGGAGAUCAAAGACCGGCGUGGUCAUCAGGAUAGUGUUCGGACAUACGUGGAUGAGAAGAUUGCAUCGCAGGAACUAUCGAAACUCAGCGAGACCCAGCGUACUGAGAUGGAUGCAUUGAACCGACGAGUGGUACGAGGGGACGCGGACGCACUGGAAAGACUCGAAAAGAUCUAUUCUCAAUUAGAUGAUGUUGCUGGUGAUUUUAGUGGUGAUAAUGCCAUGGAACCGCAACCGCAACCGCAACGACAACUACGAGAACCAGACCCAGACCCAGACCCAGACCCAAAACGAGGUGAUGGACCUGGUGGACUCCCAGAUCCGGAAAAUAUGCAAACCACUUGA
Exophiala aquamarina CBS 119918 is the source of this 1110-nucleotide messenger RNA. RefSeq lists its product as uncharacterized. The record is from RefSeq and is a predicted model, not a curated record. The coding region runs from base 1 to 1110 and encodes 369 amino acids. Lineage: Eukaryota; Fungi; Ascomycota; Eurotiomycetes; Chaetothyriales; Herpotrichiellaceae. The transcript has 2 exons.